GAAUUUUAGCUAGCCUAAGGGGUAGGCUCGCUCGCAAUUAAUUCUAUUCUAGGGAAUUUCAGCUAGCCUAAGGGGGUCCCUCGCACGCAAUUCUUGUAUUUGUACCUUACUUUAUGCACACAUACGCGAUUCGGUUACAGUGGCGUAUAGGCGCUUCCGUAUGAAACUGUGAUCGGGACUUGAUAUAUUUGGCGGCAAUUGAGCAAGUUAUCCAACCCUGAUUCGCAUCGCAGUUAUGGCAGUUAUCAACAAUUUGUUGACAAAGCAAAAGAAAUAAAAAAAUAUUCUUGUAAUUUAGUGUUUAUAUAUGUAAAAAAAAUACAAACAUUUAUGUGAUUUGAAACUUUCACUAUUUAGGAAAUCUUUCAUUAGAAAAGUGGUGGAAACGAUUAAUCGUAGUGACCAAGAAUUUUUAUUAUAACGACGUUGAUUAGAAUUUUUAGGUUAUAAUAAAAUGGAUGAUUUUUCGGCUACUCAACUUUGCGAAAGUAGCAAAAGCCUAAGUGAAUUGUCGCAAACACAAACUCCUGAAGGUGACAGGAAAAAGCAGAUCGGAACAUUAAAAAUAAGAAAUAAAGAAUAUCCAAUUUAUAUUGGAACAAAUACUCUUGGCAGACAUAAUUCGAAUCAGAUUAUUAUUAAAGAUGCAUCAGUUUCAAAGCAUCAUGCUGAAAUCGAAGGAAGGAAACGAAGUUGUUUCGUGACAGAUCUAAAAUCCUUAAAUGGAACUUUCGAUCAAUUUAAGGAAAAAUAUCUAGAAAAUAAGGCGUACAUGUUAAUGAAUGGAUCCACGGUAAAAUUCGGUCAAGUUGAAGCAACUUUUAGACAUUUUCGCUCUGAGGGCAAUGUCAUAAGAACUCCAGUAAGUGCAAGGAUAAAUCAACUUGUCGCGAGUACACCGCAAUCUGCUUUGAAUAGCACCCACGAUGAAUCGUCGGUAGUUUAUGGAACGCAAGCUGCCCAAGAAAUUUCAAGUCCUUGUUCAAGUAAAUUUGUCAGGCCAAAGAAUUUACAAAACGAGUUUUCGAAAAUUGAGGAUAAUUUAGGUGAAAUUGAAGAAGAAUUUCAUAAAGAAUUCAGUGUAAAUAUAUCUUCAGCUAAUGAAGCAGUUAAUCAUGAGAAUUUAAAACAUCAAAAUUCAGCAGAUCUUGAUUUGUUUUCUCAUAUUUCAAGCAAAGAUAUUCCAACAACGUCCUUUAAAAAUAUUGAAGAAGAACCCACACAGGCAUUUAUUGUAAAAAAACGUUCCGAAACUUUCGAUAAUCCAAAUAUUGUGCCUGAAUCUGAUUCAGAUUCAGACAGUGAUCACGAGAAAAACAUUUCCAGAGGAGAUAAAAUUUUUGAACUCGAAACUCAGCCAGUUGCGAAUUUAAUAGAUAAGAAAAAUACUUCAAAAUCAUUUAAAAAUAAUUCAAAAAAAGCAGAUACAGAUGAUGAGGAUGAAAUUUUCAAACAACAAACACAAUUAGUUGACAAAAAACUAAUACCAAAAGUUGAUAAAAUAAAUAUUUCCCUAAAUUCAAGUAAUAUUCAUCUCGAAGUAACACAAAGUUUCGAAAAAGAAGAAGAAAGUAGCGAUAAAAAUGUGUCUGCAAAUUAUUCGAGAGUCAAGGAUUCCGAUAAAGAGGUUUUUAAAGAAACGGUUAAAAAAAUUCCCGAUAAAAUUGAUGAUAUACAUGAAAAUGCGACUCAAGUAUUUUCUACAAAAUCAAAUGAUGUUCAUGAAGUGAAGACUCAAGCAUUUUUAAGUCCAUCUACCCGCGUGCCAUUGAAAUCGAAAAACACCGCUUUAGCAAAAUUGGAAGAUUCCGAUACGGAUGAAGAAGGAAUUUUCGAAGGUUCAACACAAAAGGUCGAGGGAAAUUUAGAUAACAUUCACGAAGCAAUCACACAAGCGAGUUCGAAAUCAAAGGACAAUGAAGAUUCCGAAACCGAUGAGGAAGGAGUUUUUAAUGAACCGACACAAAAAGUUUCUACAAAAAUUGAUGACUCAAAGAAUUUAGAUUCAAAUACUAAUAAAGACGUUUCAUCUGAAUCAAAUAAACAACUUUCCGAUCACAAAACUACGGCUCAAGUAUUUUUAAAACCGGACAAUAUCCAUGAAAAUGAAACACAAGCAUUUUCCAGUGCCACGAAAAUAUUACGCGAAGAAUCUAAAGAUCCACAAGAAUAUUCGGCGAAUUUCGAAGCAGAUGAAAUUGAUUUUGAAGGACCGACUCAAAAACUCCCUCGUCACGUUCGUAAUAUUCACGAAGAUUCGACUCAAGUUUUUGCAAACAAUAAAAUUCAUGAAGAUAAAACACAAGUAUUUUUGAGUCCAUCGAGUAGAAAAUUACCUGGAAAAUCGAAGAAAGAUAUAAAAGAAAAACGAAAUGAAGAUCUCGAAGAAGAUGCGAGAAAUUUUCAAGAUGAGACAGAUUUUGAGGGACCGACUCAGAAAUUCCCGCAUAAAGUUCGUAACGUUCAUGAGGACGCGACUCAAGUAUUUGCCACGAAAUCGGACAAUAUUCACGAAGAUAAAACUCAAGUAUUCUCGAGUCCUCCACCAAGAAAAUUACACGAAAAAUCUAAAGAUCUAAACGAAGAUGUACACGAAUUUUCGAGAAAUUUUGAAGAAGAUGAUAUAGAUUUUGACGGACCGACUCAAAAAAUACCCGAAAGAGUUGAAAAAAUUCACGAGGACGCGACUCAAGCAUUCGCCACGAAAUCGGAGAAUAUCCAUCAAAGUAAAACUCAAGCAUUCUCGAGUUCUUCGACAAGAAAAUUAGACGGACAAUCUAAAGAUCUAAACGAAGAUCUGAACGAAGAUGUAAAAGAAUAUUCGAGAAAUUUCGAAGAAGAUGAUAUAGAUUUUGACGGACCGACUCAAAAAAUACCCGAAAGAGUUGAAAAAAUUCACGAGGACGCGACUCAAGCAUUCGCCACGAAAUCGGAGAAUAUCCAUCAAAGUAAAACUCAAGCAUUCUCGAGUUCUUCGACAAGAAAAUUAGACGGAAAAUCUAAAGAUCUAAACGAAGAUCCAAACGAAGAUCUAAAAGAAUAUUCAAGAAAUUUUGAAGAAGACGAUAUAGAUUUUGACGGACCGACUCAAAAAAUGCCCGAAAGAAUCGAUAAUAUUUACGAAGACGCGACUCAAAUAUUCUCAAAAAAAUCAGAUAAUAUCCAUGAAGACAAGACCCAAGUAUUCUCGAGUCCGUCAAUAAGAAAAAUAUCAAAAAAAGCAGAUCUUUCGAAAUCGAAAGCAGAUCGAGAAGAAGAUUCAAGAAAUUUGGAAGCAGACGAAAUAGACUUUGAGGGACCGACACAAAAAUUACCCGAAAAAAUCGAUAAUAUUUACGAGGACGCGACUCAAAAAAUACCCGAAAAAAUCGAUAAUAUUUACCAGGACGCAACUCAAGUAUUCUCGACAAAAUCCGAAAAUAUCCAUGAAAGUAAAACUCAAAUUGUUCCCAGUUCUUCGGGAACAAAAUUACUGAAAUCAGCCCUCAAAACACAUGCAAGAAAAUCUCUAAUAAAGCACUCGUCUGUUUUUGAAUCAAACGAAAUAGAUUUUGAUGCAGAGACGCAAAAAAUUUCGGACAAUAUCCAUCAAGACGAGACGCAAUUAUUUUUAAACUCUAGGAAAAAGUCGAAUAUUCUCGAAACAGAUGAAAUUGAUUACGAGGGUCCAACGCAAAAAUUAAUUACGAAGUCUGUUAGAAUUGAUGAAGCGGCCACUCAAUUUAUAGGUUGUCAAUCAGAGAAGGAGGAUUCUGAUACUGAUGAAGAAGGAAUUUUUGAAAAUUCCAAAGAAGAUGGGAAAAAGGAAGAUAUUCACGAGGCGGAGACUCAACUUUGUGAUAAAUCAGAAAAAAAUGAUUCCGAUACUGAUGAGGAAGGAAUUUUUGAGAAUUCUAAAGAAGAUGGGAAAAAGGAAGAAAUUCACGAGGCGGAGACUCAACUUUGUGAUAAAUCAGGAAAAGCUGAUUCCGACACUGAUGAGGAAGGAAAUUUUGAGAAUUCUAAAGAAGAUAAGAAAAAGAAAGAAAUUCACGAGGCGGAGACUCAACUUUGUGAUAAAUUAGGAAAAAAUGAUUCCGAUACUGAUGAGGAAGGAAUUUUCGAGAAUUCUAAAGAAGAUGGAAAAAAGGAAGAAAUUCACGAGGCGGAGACUCAACUUUGUGAUAAAUCAGGAAAAGAUGAUUCCGACACUAAUGAGGAAGGAGUUUUCGAAGAACCUAAAGAAGAGGCAAAAAAAUCGAAUGAACUCGAGGCAAAUACGGAAAUUUGUGAUAAAUCAGGAAAAAAUGAUUCCGACACUGACGAGGAAGGAGUUUUCGAGGGUCUUCCGAACGAGAAAUCUACGAAAAAUCCAGAGACCACGACAGAAAUUGAAAAUUCGAGUACAGCAGAAACUCGAAAUGAAAAUGCGUCAAAUUCAAAAAUAUCAUUAGCAGACAAUUCAAAGGAAACAAAAAUUGAAAGUUCAAGUACAGGAGAAACUCGAAAUGAAAAUGCGACGAAUCUCGAUCAUUCAAAAAUAUCAUUAGCAGACAAUUCAAAGGAAACGGAAAUUGAAACUUCGAAAUUGCAGACUUCAGUUUCAGGAGAAAAAGAAAACGAAAAAGAAAAGGAAAAAGAAAAGGAUAAAGAAAAAGAAAAAGAAAAAGAAAAGGAAAAAGAAAACAAAAAAGAAAAAGAAAAGGAAAAAGAAGAGCAAAUAGUUAUAGAUUCUAAAAAGGCAACUCCAACUUCGAAAAGAAGAAAUAAAAUUCAGCAAUCAACUAGUGAUUCGACCUCAGCGUCAACAGUUUCGAAAAAGAAAAAAAAUAUCUCUGAAUCAAAAAUCAAUACGACGAAUAUUUCAGAAAAUAAAACAAAGAAUUCUGACGUUUCUGCAAUGCCGGAUGUUGCAGAACAAGAGAAAUCUAAAAACACCAGUAACGAAUCUGAUUUUUCCGGAUUCAGUCCAAGACGUUCUCGAAGAUCCACCGUCAUUCACGAAAAAGUCGAAAACUUUCUUAAAAAGUGUAAAACUAGUUCAUCAAAAUCGAAAACUAAGACCGAAUUAAAAUCACCGGAUAAUUCGGAGUCAAACGUAGAAACGUCAGAGAAUGAAAAUUCAAAAGUAUACGAAAAUUCCGACGCCGAAGUCGAAGGGAUAUUCAAGAAUAAGAAAGAUUCUAAAGAAACUAAGAAAGAGGCGAAACCAAAAAGAAAUAUUCAGAAAAAUUCUCCGAUUCCCUCGACGAGCAAACAAUUGGAAAUGGAAAUUAAAAACGACAUCGACAUCGAAACUUUGAAAGGAAAACUCAAGAGAAAACUCGUUUCCCAGUCUUCGACACGUGAACAAAAAAUUUCCAAAACAGUUGAGAAAGAGAAAACUCAAAUAGCAAGUUCUAGAAAGUCUCUCAGACUUGACAAAAAUAUUAAGAAGGAUAAUGAAUCGCUAGCGAAGGAAAAAAUUCCGGAAAAAUUAAAGAAAUCCGAUUCGGAAGAGAAAAAGAAGAAAACUUGGAAAUUUAUCCUACCGUUAUCAGCCGAUAUUCCCCAAAAUAAUGAAACAAAAGAAUCUUCCCCAACAGACUACGAAAUGAAUUCCCGAUUGGCAAGUGUCGAAAAUUUAGAAUACGAAACAUCGGCCACACAACCAAUGGACGAUAUUGCAAAAUCUCAAGAGAAGAAAAUUUUGUCGUCCAGUCCAAAGAAAGAGAAAUCGACAAUUAAAUCACCAACAAGAAAAUCGUUGAGAUUGAUUGACACCAUUGAAGAGAAUCUAAACGAAAUGUUCGAAGGCGCAUCUGAGGAGAUUGAGGAACCUCAUCAGAUGUUAACGCAACAAUUGGAGAAUAUUUUGGAAGCAAGUCAAUUCAAUUGUGAUCAACAACCAUCAACAUCACGUGGGAGAGAAUCAACCGGACGAUCACCUAAGGUUAACGUUGUCGGCAAUCAUUCCCCGAGGAUGUCCCAGUUGAAUAUUCAAGUUGAAAGGCCAUUGAAAAAGCGCGCACUAAGAAUAAGUGAUAACGAAAAACACGAAGAAACAAUAAUUCAAGUGAAGAAUAAACGCGCCAAGCAGGAUGAGAAUUCUCCCGACGGUAUUGUGAUUUCGAAAACAAAACUAAGAUCCAAAGAGAAUGUUAAUUCGUCAACCGAACAAGUGACAACGAAAAAGGCGGAGGAAACUAUAAAAGUCCCGGCAAAUCCAAAAAGUAGAGCAAUUUCGUCGAAACUCGAAGACUCUUCAAGUUCCAUGACUGAAGAUUCUCCAACUACGACGAAGAAUUUAAAGGUCCCGCAAAAUCCAAGGAGUCGAAGAACGAAGAGAACGAAUUCGCCGAAAAAUCAAAUCAUCAAUUCCUCGGGUUCCAUGGCUGAAGAUUCGGAAGACAAUUCGAUUUCGAAAAAAUCGGUUCCGAUAAAUUCGAGAAGUAAAAGAAUCAAGAAAAAUUCUCCAAAGAUCGAUGUUACCAAUUCUUCAAGUUCAAUACUCGAAGAUUCGGACUCGACUUUAAAAGAUGAGAAAAAAAAUUCAAAACUACCCGUAAAGAGAACGAAUUCAAGAAGAAAGGCUAAUGAAUCUUCAACGAACGAUUCGGCGAAUAUUUCGAACCAAGCGAAAGAAACGAUACCGAAUCCGAGAAUUUCUAGAAGAGGAAAAAUUCCCACUACUUCACCUUCAACUUCUUUGAUUGACGAAACAAUGAAAACUGAUCCGAAUUCAUCAGUCGCAUCAAGCUCGAAAACAAAUUUGGCAGACACUUCGACGAAGGAAUUGGUAAAAGUGAAUCCAAGAAGAGGAAGAGCUAAGAAAACGAGGAAUGAGGAAGAAAUGAACAAUACCUCAAUGUCGUCGAAUUUAAAUGAAACUUCUUCAACGACACUCGAGAAAACAAUUAUCACUGAACCAAAGAAAACUCGUGGGAGAAAAACAAAAACUCCUAAUCAAUCUGCUAAUCAAGAAAAUUUAUCUGCGAGUUCAACGAUUCUUUCAUUGCCUGACAGCGAUUUGAAUUCUUCAACUGCUUCAACUCCGACCAGGGCAAAAAGAUCCAGACAGAGUUCUCCUCUCAAGCAUAAAGUGCUUUUUACUGGAAUUCCCGUUAAGGACUAUCAAAAACAAUUGACAAAAUUAGGAUUAAACGAGACAGAUGAUGUGAACAAAUGUACGAUUUUAGUUACUGAUAAAGUGAGGAGAACUUUUAAAUUCCUCUGCGCCGUAUCUCGAGGGAUUCCAAUAUUGUCUGUAAAGUGGAUUACGGACAGUGCAAAGAAAUCAAAUAUUCAAGACUUAGAAAAUUAUGUUAUUAAUGAUCCGACCGCAGAAAGUAAAUUUAACUUUAAUUUGAAGGAGAGUUUGCAGAAGGCUAGAGAUCGAAAGAUGUUAGAAGGUUACACAGUUAUACUUACGCCAAAUAUUAAUGCUCCACCAGUAGCAGAACUGAAAGAAAUGGUGACGGCGAGUGGUGGGAAAGUGGUAUUACGACCACCAGCAAAGUGGCUAAAGGACACUAUCAUUGUUUCAAAUGAUCAAGAUAAGGAAAAUGCUAAUAAAUUUAUGGCAAAAGCUCCAAAAACAGUGUCGCUUCAUUCCACAGAAUUUUUAUUGACUGGAAUAUUAAAGCAAGAAGUUGAUUUAAAGAGUUACUUGCUAAAGUUUACGUAAAGUUUAAUGUAUAUACAUAUAUUUAUCGUAUCACUAAAAAAUUCUCUAUUUUUUUCUAUUAAAAUUAUAAAAUGUUCUUUAAAUUACCUAUAAUAAUUUUGUAAUAAAGUUUUUUGUAAAAACUUA
This is a messenger RNA of Leptopilina heterotoma, 7771 nucleotides long. It is a transcript of the gene mu2, whose product is annotated as mediator of DNA damage checkpoint protein 1-like. The record is from RefSeq and is a predicted model, not a curated record. Gene Ontology annotation, molecular function: protein binding. The transcript is spliced from 8 exons. Bases 455 to 7645 code for a protein of 2396 amino acids. NCBI's taxonomy places the organism in Eukaryota, Metazoa, Arthropoda, Insecta, Hymenoptera, Figitidae.